GACCAAUUAUUUAUUACUAACUAUUCCCAGCCCAUAAAAUUACAGGAACUUUGCUGGAAAUUUGGAGAGUUCAAUAUGGGAUUGGCGCUCUUGACCAGGGCGGCAUCGAGUGAAUGACCAAGGCAGCAGACAGUUGGGAUUCUCACUGCCAAUUAAGGUGCCUGAUCUUACUUAGCCUAUGAACAUUCCACCCUAUAAAUAAUUAAUCAACUUCGGAGGUAAAAAGUUAUAUAAAAUGCUCUUUGUUUUGGUUAUAGCAAAAGGCCAAAAUGGAGUCUCUCAGAGAAAAUGGUACUUUUUGGAUGAACCAAUCCUGCCCAUAUCCAUGACUUUUCAAAACAGUGAGCUGAUGCAUGGUGGUUAGAGACUGAAGACGUGAAAAACACAAUUGCUUAGCCAUUACAGCUUUGGCUUUGCACUUUUGGAAGUCUUUUCAGACGCAUUCUAUUUAUGCAUUUGCUCCUCUCUGCCCUCGCAUUCUGCAUUCUUUAACUGCAUGGGAGUUUGCUUCAGUCCCUUCACCAGUGAUCACUCAAAACUCCAGGGAGUGCAGCAAGAUGGAAGAUGGGCCUUGGACUUUGCUUACAGGUGAUUAAAUCUAACCUUCCUGUUUUUUUUCAAGUUUUAAUUAUAUUACAUUACUUAUACAUUUACCCUUUAUAUUGAUUCUCUAAAUACCCAUUUUUCUCUUCUUUGAAAAUGUUUUUUUGAGGUAUAGACAUGUUAUUCAAAAUUUUGAAAAAUUGGAUUAAUCUUUUGAAAAUGAUCGUAUGCAAGCAUCGAACCCCACGUAGCAUUAUUGGACAACCUGAUGAUCCGACAAGGCUCUGCUUAACAGUCUCUUGCAUGGCUCAAUUUGUCAUGUUUUGACCCACCCAAGUUUGAUAGCCUGAAAAUAGAGGAGAACCCAUCUACGCACGCCUAUUGGUGCUCUUGCAAAACCCUAAGUCGGUAUUGUCUAAGAUCUGUUCUUGUGGUUGAAGGGUAGCAAGCAAUUAGGCCUACAAGUAUCCUUAAUAAUAGUUCAAACAUUUAUAUAAGUUUAUUUCUAUCAACCUUCAACCAAGAAGUUAGAGAUUCGAAUCUCUCACUCAAUAUCUAGUUGAACUAAACAAGAAUAAAUAUUCUUUUAAUAUAAUAAAUAUAUAAUAUAGAGAUCGAACCUCGAGAAUAAGACCCGACACAAAAAUAAAAAGAACAUAGUUUCAAAUUAGAUAGGAGUGAGAAAUAUCCAGUCUUAGCACUAAAGUCUUUCAAACCAUUUGUUUCAAAAAGAAAAAGAAAAACAAAAGUCUUUCCACCAUUAUUUUUCGGAUUUAUUUUUUUAAUCGGUAAACGCCUUUAUACAUUAUUAGAGGUCCUUUUUUUUUUUUUGCCACAAGGGAAAAGGGUCCCAAUGCAAGGAGGACAUAUGUCACGUGUUAGGGGCCCACCCCUACUCCUAUGUAAAACACAGCAAUCUUAUUAUGCCUUCUCAUAAAGCUUACAUGACGAUUUUGACCUUAAAAUUGAUCAUGGAUUGCUCAAUAUCAGACGGCUCAAAAUCACUGGUCAAAAAUUUUGGUCCCACUUCCAAUUAUGGUGCUUCAAUAACCAAAUCAUUCCCUUACCUUUUCAAUUCCUCUGCUUUGCUCCAUAAAAUCACUCACAAUCAUAUGUUAUUAUUAUUAUUAUGCUUAUUGUUAUCCUUUAUUAGAUUUUAUAAGCUAUCAUAAAUUCAUAAUUGUAUAAAGUGUGCGUUGUUCGUUAUGUGUAUUUAAUUAUAUAUAUUUUUUUUAAUUUAAGUAUUUAUAUAAGUGUAUUGAUUUAGUCUUUAGUUAAAAAAAACGGAAUAUUCAAAUUUUUUAUAAUCAUCUGAUUUUUUAUUUUAGAAAAUGAAGUUUAAAAUAGGACUUCCAUUUAUAGCUAAAUUUAUUUAUUUUAUUAUCUAAUUUUUAUAAAUGCUUUUAAAAUCAAAGGUAAGUAAUUGUGAGGAAAUAAAUACAAUUCUUGAAAAUAGAAAAUUGAAAAUGAAAAAGAAAAAUCAAAAUACAAAAUGGAGUCCUAGUAAAUUUCUCCUUUUUCUUAUUUAUUUAUAUUUUAAAUUUGGAGUUUUAAUAAUUUCAAAUUUAGAAUGGUUAAUGAAGAUGUGAGAUUUAAUUGCCAUAAAUUGUCCAUUAUUUUUAUAAGCUUAUGCACUCAAGCACAAUUAUUCUCUCUUCAUUGACUCAUUUUGAAAAUGAAAACCAAGCAAAGGGGACACAAAUUCCCUUGCGCCUUGGAAAAUUAAAAAAAAAAAAAAAAAAAAAAAAACAAAAUUUGCAUGGAAAUAUGGGGAGAGCUUGGAAUUUUGCAGAGGAUUCUGUAGUUGAUGUAAUAGGCAAAAAGAGAAGCUUACACUCAAAGCUCCACAGGCCUUUUCUUCUCUCUCUCUUUCUCUGUUCUUUGCUUUAUUUAAUUCGUCUUCCAAGCCGAAGAAGGAAAGCAUCUCCCUCCUUCCCCGCUUUCUUCCUCUCCAUUGAUCCCCCACAAAAUCUUGGCAACCGAUCAUGACAGAUGACACAACAACUUCCAGUUACUGGCUCAACUGGAGGGUCCUGCUUUGCAUUAUAUGGGUUCUGGUGACACUGAGUUUUGCAUUGUUCUUGAUAUGGAAAUAUGAGGGCCGUAGGAAUAAGGCAUGUGAUGGAGAAGAAACUCAGGAAGAAGAAGCUGGAGCUUUGUAUGAUGAUGAAACAUGGCGGCCCUGUUUUAAGGGAAUACAUCCUGCUUGGUUGUUGGCCUUUCGAGUAUUGGCUUUCUGUGUGCUCUUGGUGCUUCUAAUUGUCACUGCUAUUGUUGAUGGAGGCGACAUAUUUUACUUCUAUACUCAGUGGACUUUUACUUCAAUCACCAUUUAUUUUGGGCUUGGAUCACUGCUCUCCAUUAAUGGCUGCUACCAAUAUCAGAAGAAAGUUGGCGGUGAGAAAGUGGAUAAUGUGGAGGGAGAUGCAGAACAAGGCACUUCUGCAGGUGGAAACGGUUCAAAUUCAGAGAAAAAUCCAUCCCUUCGUGAUGAACAUCAUCUCAGGCGUCAACCUGCCGGAUUUUGGGGUUAUCUCUUUCAGAUUAUUUUCCAGAUGAAUGCAGGUGCUGUUAUGCUGACAGAUUGCGUCUUUUGGUUCAUAAUUGUUCCAUUUCUCACUAUCAAAGAUUACAACCUUAAUUUUUUGAUAAUAAACAUGCAUACAAUCAAUGCCGUUUUCUUGCUUGGAGACACCGCUUUGAAUUCUUUGCCAUUCCCCUGGUUUCGGAUCGGAUAUUUCUUCCUCUGGACAGUCAUUUAUGUAAUUUUUCAAUGGAUCGUUCAUGCUUGUGUGAGACUAUGGUGGCCAUAUCCAUUUCUAGAUCUCUCAUCUUCAUUUGCCCCGCUUUGGUACUUGUCCGUGGCUCUAAUGCACAUUCCUUGCUAUGGCAUCUUCAUACUGAUCAUGAGACUAAAACACCAUGUAUUUUCGAAACGGUGCCCGCAAUCCUUUCAAUGUACGAGGUAGUCGAGAAAGACCUGAAAGAUAUCGUUAAAAUUCUCCGAAGGAGAACAAAAAAGCAGACUUAAUACAAUUGAUCAAAAGGGAAAAGUGUAUGAUGUACACGAGUUAAUGCAAAUCUUUAUAGGGAAAAAAAGGAGCAAAAGAUUCAAGGUUUUCUUAGGCAAUUAGAUAUAACUUAUUAUAUGUAUGUAACCCACAGGAAGGAACAUUUUCAAUUUGGUAUAGAAUAUAAAGAGAGCUCAGCUUUGUUCUCUAUCUGUGCCCACCACCA
Messenger RNA from Cucurbita pepo subsp. pepo (vegetable marrow), 3780 nucleotides. NCBI's taxonomy places the organism in Eukaryota, Viridiplantae, Streptophyta, Magnoliopsida, Cucurbitales, Cucurbitaceae. The record is from RefSeq and is a predicted model, not a curated record.